AUGUCGUUCUCCCCCGCUGCUCGCACCGAAUCACUGGCGAUUCUCACAUACUUUCUCAACAACACGACACCACAGGAACUGCACUCUCGCUUCAUCAGUGCCCUAUCUGGCCGAUUGAUGUCUCCCGUUCAUCUCGAGAACCUUCUCUCGGCUCUUGAAACACUUGGGAUCGUGACCCCGGUUGUGCGUGCUGCAGCUGAAGAUAAUACGACGAGACACUGUGUACGGUGCCACCGAGUUUAUGUGGAGCGUCAUAACAGCGGCAGAGCAUGUGUCAUCCCGCAUGAUGAAGUGCAACUCUAUACGACAGGAACUGCCGAGAGUGGCAAUGCCGGCGGCGGACCAGGACAAGUUCAAGGUCCUAUUCAUGUUCGCGGCUACCUUCCAUGUUGCAAGGCCCCCCUCGAUCCUAGCCACGCCAGCCACCUCCCAGCGGGUAAUCACUUUGUCGGCCGACAUACGACGAUGGUGGCGAAUGUGGCUUACAAUGCCACUAACAUCAAGACGUGUACGCAAAAGGGUUGUGGCGGAGCUCAAGAAUAA
Serpula lacrymans var. lacrymans S7.9 is the source of this 543-nucleotide messenger RNA. RefSeq lists its product as uncharacterized. The record is from RefSeq and is a predicted model, not a curated record. NCBI's taxonomy places the organism in Eukaryota, Fungi, Basidiomycota, Agaricomycetes, Boletales, Serpulaceae. The transcript has a single exon. Bases 1 to 543 code for a protein of 180 amino acids.